Molecule: messenger RNA, 2256 nt
Organism: Penicillium pulvis
Lineage: Eukaryota; Fungi; Ascomycota; Eurotiomycetes; Eurotiales; Aspergillaceae
Product: RNA polymerase II mediator complex middle subunit MED1
Exons: 2
Coding region: 1-2256 (751 amino acids)
Biological process (GO): regulation of transcription by RNA polymerase II
Cellular component (GO): mediator complex
Molecular function (GO): transcription coregulator activity
Source: RefSeq, a predicted model, not a curated record
AUGGCGACCCCAUCAGCCAAACCUGGCGCUACGCCAACACAUCUCACUUCCUCUCCGCACCCGUCCUCUGCGCCUCUCUCCCGGUCCAUCGCCCAUAAAUCACCUUCUACAAGAACCCCGACAGCCUCAGGCCCUGGCCACACUCACCAAGUAAGCGUUUCUUCAUCUCACCAGUACGCUACACCUCUCGCCGUAUCGAACGCAGUCGAUGACUCUGUCAAUUUCACGUCUCCCUCCGCGCUACUUGCGCUUGGUGGUUACACUGGAAUUAGCCCAUCACCAGCGGUCCACGACGCACUUGGUGGCCACGGCUUGCAUGAUAACGAUAUCCAAAAUUUAGGCAUGCAAGGACUUAAGCUUGGAGUGGGUCGUGAUAAUGACGAAGAGCAAAGACACCGGAUUGAGGAAGUGGUGUUAUGUCUCCAUGCGCGCGUUGCAGGACGGGGUGUGUCUCGGGAAGGGGUUGAACGAUUGAGCCGGCUGGAGGGAUUUGAAUCGAUCUGGCAAGACAAUGAUAUCAAUAUUGCUGGCAAUUUUGUCGACCUGGAGAUCGAAUUUCAUGCUGGCCAUGAUGUCGUCAAGGAUGUCAGCUUGCGAUAUGCUACGCCAGAGUUCACCGAGGGCGAGCGACGAGAAGAAGCGACUGCUGUUCUGAAGCGUAACCUUGCGCAAUCGCCUCAAGACAGCGAGACAGGGAAUUGGAAGUCACUCCAGGGUUUCUAUGAGAACUUGCAGUGGCUCGCCAAACUGGAUAAGCUCAGUCAAGAAGUGAACUGUUUUGAGGCGUUGGAAGGUCUUGAGGAGAACCUUAAGCGCAUCUGGGUGGAAGAAGGGAAGAAUAGCAAGUAUGGCGGAGAUUACGAACAUCUCUGUUCUGGGAUCAUCGGUCGUCCAAGCAUGCACAAAGGAUCCCGAAUCGGGCUUGGCCUGGAGUUUUGGGUCGACCAGGCCAAGGUCUUGGAUGUCAAGGCAAAAAGAUCGCCUGAUGCAAUGGUGAUUGACGGAGAGGCCAUUGAUCUGGAAGACCAAGAACGCAUAUGGACUGUCAUGAUUGAGUGCGAAGAGGGAUAUCCGUCCCUUCGCAUCUCCAAAGAGUGGAUAGGGACCGAGGUCUUCACAUCUGGCGAUAAGUCCGAGUCCUCACCACCUGCUGAAACUGUGCGGUCUGUUGAAUGGCUUGACCCUCCUCAGACUAUGCGACUUUCGCAUGGAAACCACCCUGAUCCGAUGGCUCUUGACUCCAGUAUGCUGGAAUCAUCCCCGCCAAAUCGCCGCUUCGUUGCCAAGCUAGAGCCACCCCUAGACAUUCCUAUUCUCGCUGCGUCCGACAUCUAUCGUCAUCUUGGAAUGCAAUUACCGCAUGAGUUUAAGAUGUUUACAUAUGACUGGUUGCUGGUUUCAGACUCGACAGCAAGCGAUGCGUCGCCUCAACCGAGUCGUAGAAAGCGCAGGAUGUCUGUGUAUUCCGUUGAUUCAACCGGCACAACUCAGGUUAAACAACAUAACUACACCUUCCAGGCAUUCGAGUCCGUUGCAGGCCGCAAGAUUCGUGAGCUUCCAUUUUCCCAUCCUCGACAAAUUGCCGACAUCCUUCCUGUAUUACGUCAAUACGCUUUGCUUGCAAGUUUGAUUCGCAAAGUCUUCAAGACUCCUACUCAGGAAACACCCGACAAGACAGUAUCUGCGAAGACGCCCUCGACGAAAUCGACACCAACAAAAUUAUCUUCUGCCCUAUCCUCUGGUCCAGACCCAAGUCUCUUUAACGGUUCAGAAAACACCAUUACUCUCAGCAAUGAUGAUCCGAACGAAGAGAAGCUCAAUAUGCUGCUCAGUGAUGGGUUCCCAACUGCUGAAAAUAGCGGCAUUUUCUCGUGGUCCAACGACCAAGAUGACCGACUUUUCAUGAACGAUGUCAAGGUAGACGUGACACUACGCUCACAACUUGGACAGUCUCCAGCCCUCAUGUUGCUUAUCACUAAUCCCGGCAAAAAUAUCGGCAGCGUCGACAAAUUUGUGCGCGAGUCAGUACAAGUCUCACUCUGUUUCGAGGUUGGCCUCAAUGGUUGCAUUUCCGUGGUCGACAGCUCGGGUCUCAAUGCAACCAAUGGCGAUGCCGGGGACACCGAGAUGCAAGGGACGGAUGAUAAGCCAAGCCUGCAGAAUAUCCACAAAAAGAUCGCCAGGGUCUUGGAGACCUCGCAGGACCUGGGUAUCCUGGUGGAAUGGGUCCUGCGGGAACGGCUCGGCAGCGGUUAA